AUGGCUACUGCUUCUAAUAUUGAUGAUCUUCUUCAAUGUCCAAUUUGUUUGGAAAUUUUUCAUGAUCCUAAAGUUCUCGAUUGUCAACAUACAUUUUGCGCCAAUUGUUUAAAAGUACAUUUAUCAUCAUCAUCAAAUAUAUUACGUACACCAAAUGCAAUUGAUUGUCCAGUAUGUCGUCGACGAUCAAAUCUAAUUAAUAAUUCCGUUGAUAGUCUACCAGGAAAUUAUAUUGUACGUGAUAUAAUUGAACGUAAAUAUGGUACAGCAACACCUGAACGUCCGGCUGGUUAUAAUCAACAAAUUCAAGAUCGUAUUAAAAAAUUACAAAAAGCAGAUGAAGAAGAAAAAGAUGACACUAAUUAUUCGGAUUAUAUAAAACCAGCAGCUGCUGCUCUUAUUGGUGUAGUUGGUGGUUUACUUUUAGCUAAAGGUGUAAAAAAAUUACGUGACCACAGUAAAAAACGAAGUGGACAUUGA
Molecule: messenger RNA, 480 nt
Organism: Rotaria sp. Silwood1
Lineage: Eukaryota; Metazoa; Rotifera; Eurotatoria; Philodinida; Philodinidae
Source: the annotation of a GenBank genome assembly